AUGCUAGCACAUCAAGAAUCUCUUCCCCGUUUACCUGUACCACGACUACAAGAAACGUUAACCAAGUACUUGCGUUCAUUAAAAGCUCUAGUAGAUGAUAAUGAAUACCAAUCAAAUGAAAAUAUUGUUAAGGAAUUUGGUCAACCUGGAGGAAUAGGAGACAAAUUAACAAAGAUGAUUCAACAGAAAGCAAAAACACACGACAGCUGGUUACACGAUUGGUGGAUGAAGAGCGAGUACCUGGAUCCACGGUAUCCCAUAUGUGUACAUACCAGUCCGGCAUUUCUGUUUCCGAAACGCUCAUUUCGAAAAAAGAGCCAGCAAAUUGAAUUUGCCGCCAAGAUGAUUAUAGCUAUAAUCGAAUUUUACUAUAAAAUCAAGGGCGAGGAUCUACCUGUGGAUAAAAGCGGUAAGCACCCCGUGUGUAUGGUGCAGUACACAAAACUUUUCUAUUCCUGUCGCAUUCCUGGAAAAACUGCCGAUAGUAUUGCUCAAUGUUCUCCAGAACCUGGACAGCCGGAGUUUAUCGUUGUAGUACAUAACAAUCACUUUUUUGCAGUCGAAGUAGCGAAAAACGAUCAAAUUUACAGUCGGGAGAUGAUUGAACAACAGCUUAAUUGUGUAUUUGAAAAAUCAUGGAGGCCUGCACCGCCAAUUGGUGUACUAACAACAUCAGAUCGUGAUUCAUGGUUCAAGUCAUAUGAUCUGUUGAUGAAAGAUCAGAUGAGCGCUGAGUCGAUCGAGAAGAUUCAAAAAUCGAUGUUCAUGUUAUGUUUUGAUCAAGAUAAUUCUGGUUUAAAUAAUGUACAGUCACAUCUCUUCAUGGAUAAUGAUGAUGGUAGCCGCAAUGCUUCAUAUGGACAAAUGCUGCAUGGAGGAGGUAGUACAAAGAAUACACCCAAUCGUUGGUUCGAUAAGACCUUACAGGCAAGUAUUUUUAUUAUAAACUCUAAUGGUGACAAUGGCUUAAUUUAUGAACAUUCGGAAUGCGAUGGAACACCAGUUAUGAAUUUAGUCGAUUACAUUCUAUCUCGUGACAAUAUAACUGAAAAUGAGUACAAAGACACCAGUAGUAAUACUGUUGCUGUAAAAGACUUAAAUUUCAAUGUAGAUAAUGAUACUAUAACGGCUAUCAAGGAUUCUAUUCUGAAGAUUGAUAAACUGAUUACCAGCUUGAAUUUACGAUCACUCAAUUUUAAAGAUUAUGGUAAAAAUUUCAUAAAAUCGCAAUCUCUGAGUCCUGAUAGUUUUUUUCAAACGGCAAUGCAAAUAGCAUUCUACAGGAUUCAUAGUAGGAUGGCUUCCACGUAUGAAAGUGGGUCAACUAGACUAUAUCUUCUUGGUCGAACUGAAACUAUACGUUCUGCUUCACUUGAAGCUAAGGCGUUUGCAGAAGCAGCCUUUUCUGAUGAUAUUGAGGUCUCUGUAAAGCGUGACUUAUUAAAACAAGCAAUUGUGGCACACAAAAAACUUGCGUCAGAGGCCAAUGUAGCCCAGGGUUGGGAUAGACACUUUCUGGGAAUGAAAAUGGCAGCGGAAGAAAAUCUAUCUGAAAUGCCAAAAUUGUUUACAAGCUCAGGAUUCGUUAAGAGUUUCUUCAUUGAGUUGUCCACAAGCCAGGUACCUUUUAAGCAUCCAAUUUGUAUGAGCUUUGGACCAGUAAACUCCGACUGUUACGGUAUUGGAUAUAAUUUACUUCCUGACAAUAUCUUAUUCAUUUGUACAACUUUUAACGAUUCCACAGCAACAAAUCUCCUGGACUUUGCAGAAGCUUUGCAAUUAAGUCUAGCAGAAAUGAAGAAAAUUCUGACCCAAGAAACUUAA
Molecule: messenger RNA, 1824 nt
Organism: Trichoplax adhaerens
Lineage: Eukaryota; Metazoa; Placozoa; Uniplacotomia; Trichoplacea; Trichoplacidae
Exons: 13
Coding region: 1-1824 (607 amino acids)
Molecular function (GO): acyltransferase activity
Source: RefSeq, a predicted model, not a curated record